CCCCUGUGACGUUGACAAUUUAAUGAGUCAACAUUUUCUCAUAAACAAACACAAAAGAGGAUGUUUUUAUCAAUAAACCCCGUUUAAAACUGCAAAUAAUAAGCCCUUUAACGAUCCCUUAUAUAAUACCCUUCUAAUCCUUCACACAAAUGACUCUAGAAGACCCGUUUUUUGUCGUCAAAGAUGAAGUAUUCAGAGCCUUAAAGAAGACCCGAGGCCUUUUUAGGCGCUGGUCAGACUUCCAAAGUGAAUCUGAACUAAUUACCAAAGAUGAAAUCGAGUGGACCAACACAGAACUAAAAAACUCCCUGCGUAGCAUCGAAUGGGACCUGGAAGACUUAGAGGACACCAUUGACAUAGUCGAAAAGAACCCUAGCAAGUUUAAAAUUGAUAACAAAGAGCUUACUAAGAGGAAACACUUUAUCGACUGCACAAAGAAUGAAAUUCGCUCGAUGAAAGAGAAAAUUAACAUGCACAAAGGCAAUAGGGAUAAAGACAGACAAGUCAGGCAGCCCCUGUUGCUAGAGAACAACAGCCCCGUGAGAAUGACAAAUAUGCAUGGGGGUACUAAAUAUUCCAAGUUGGAAAAUGAAAUUGAGAGUCCGCAGCAUCAGUUUUUGCAAAGACAGCAGAUGUAUGAGGUGCAGAACCAGGAUGAGCAGCUGGAGGCGAUCGCAGGGACUUUGGGGAACCUCAAGACUGUUUCCAGGCAUAUUGGGAUCGAAUUGGACGAGCAGCAGGGAAUGCUGGAUGAGUUUGGAACCGAAUUAGAAAACACCGAAUCGAAACUGGACACCACCAUGAAGAAAAUGGCAAAAGUGUUGAGAAUAUCUAAUGAAAAGCGCCAGUGGACCGCUAUAAUAGUGUUAGUUCUAGUACUUAUCGUUGUGAUAAUUUUAUUUUUUAUACUGUGAUUUUAUUUAAUUUAUAAAUAUUGAAAAGCGUAGUUCAUUGUAAGUACAAAACGUUAAUUGGGUCCGAUGUCGUUCGUUGGACCCGAUUAUUAAAUUGUCGAGUGCCAUAAACAAAUUAUAGUAGAAAUAAACCCGGUAAAAUAGUUUAAAUAAAAUGAUAAUAAUAACUACCUGAUACAAUUUAAAUUUUAUAAUAGAUUUAUGGCUUUUUUUGCUUAUUAUGUUCGUACUCAACCCAAUUGUUGUGUUUUUUAUUUAUAUUUAUUAGGAAGUCAAGUAAUAUAUUGGAAUAUACAUUA
This is a messenger RNA of Anthonomus grandis grandis, 1213 nucleotides long. Its product is annotated as syntaxin-6. Gene Ontology annotation, cellular component: membrane. The transcript has 4 exons. Gene Ontology annotation, molecular function: SNAP receptor activity. The record is from RefSeq and is a predicted model, not a curated record. Gene Ontology annotation, biological process: Golgi vesicle transport; intracellular protein transport. NCBI's taxonomy places the organism in Eukaryota, Metazoa, Arthropoda, Insecta, Coleoptera, Curculionidae. Bases 150 to 914 code for a protein of 254 amino acids.